AUGCAGUCGCAACUACCACAGCAGACGGGCCAGCGCCCUUCUUAUUCCUCCUCCAUCAUGAAUCGCCUCCCCGUGUCAAGCCUCAUGUCACCUCCCGAGGCGAAGCCUCUGGACAGCUUCCACCCCUCCUCCCCCUUUGCUAAACCGGACACCUCCAUGGGGGAAUUGAUGAAGCUACCCCCCAUCUCAGCUGAUCGCAAGCGAACACAGUCCGAGAUGGAUCUGCCCUCGCCACCAGUGACUCCUUACACCGGCGCCAAGAAGCGACGAUCCGAGACGGCCGAGCAGAUUGAGCGCGAUGUCGAGGUGAAUGCAUCGCGAGACCCCCUCCUCUUCCCUCGCCACGACUCCGUGGGCCGCGAGGAGCCUCUCUUUGGGCCUAUCCCCCUCCAGCCGCGGAGGCCCUGGUAG
Molecule: messenger RNA, 411 nt
Organism: Penicillium subrubescens
Lineage: Eukaryota; Fungi; Ascomycota; Eurotiomycetes; Eurotiales; Aspergillaceae
Exons: 1
Coding region: 1-411 (136 amino acids)
Source: RefSeq, a predicted model, not a curated record